Caenorhabditis auriculariae is the source of this 10810-nucleotide messenger RNA. NCBI's taxonomy places the organism in Eukaryota, Metazoa, Nematoda, Chromadorea, Rhabditida, Rhabditidae. The record is from the annotation of a GenBank genome assembly.
AUGGGUAUCGACGACGACGCGCCCCGUCCUUCCAGGUCUUCGAAUCCCUUGGAGAAAUGGUCACAGGUAAUUCUAAUUGAUACAUUUCUGGAUUCAAAGUUCAUAAUCGUUCAAGCAGGCAACGACGAGCGCUUUUGGUUAUUUCGAGUCGUUGAAAGGACAAGGCUCGAGUUUGGCCAAAAAUCUCAAAAGUUUCGGGAACAAGUUGAUGAAAGAUGGAGCUAUGGGGGAGGUAUUCGAAAGAUUCGAGAUCUUUUCAAUAAAUCAUAGUUUUAAGGGCGCCCAAGAAGAGAAAGAUUUGAGAAUAGUAUGGCUGACGAAUCGUUUGGCUCUUGCCGAUACCCAUCAUCGCUCUUCGGAGGAUCUGAUCAAGGUUUCAAUGAAGACAACUUUUCCCUUGAUUCACUGAUUUUAAGGCUGAAAAGGCACUGAUCCGAGAAAUGUCCGAUUGUCAACCCUACGUCGUGGUCAACGUGAAUGCAAUGUCAGUUUACAAAAAAAGUCAUUUAUUAAAGUUUUUUGAUUAUCUUCUGAAAAGUUUUUCAUGGUGCUUUCAAUUCUAUGCUUUAAAAUAGCUUAUGAGGUCAUAGAAAGGAAGGUCAUUUUAACUGUUGUUGAGAAUUUCCCGAAAAAGUGGUCUGGACACCCCUUGAUGUACCAAAAGAAGAUUCUGAAAGUUUUAACCUGCCCAACUUCCUCGUUUUGCAGCAAUAAAGCCUCAAAAUAGUUCAUUUUGAUGGAUUUUGAGCGUUUUCUUUGAACUUAAAAAAAGUAGAAAGUUAUGCAGUUUAAGGAUUUCAGAAUCUUCUUCUGGUACAUCAAGGAGUGUUCUAGCCAAUUUUCAGGUAUAUCCGAACCGCAAAUUAAAAUGUCCUCCCUUGCCCGUAAGAAGUACUCGUAGAAGUUCUUACCAAAGUUAUUCGAAGCCGUGUAAGCCUUUCUUUCUCUCCUUUGUGUUUGAAAUGUUCUAAAGAACUUUUGAAUCAACUAUAUAUUCAAAAAAUGAACUUCACAUGAAUCAAAAUGGCUCCAAACGUCGCGUUGCGUUCAGAAUUUCAAUUUCGAUGCUCCCCUUAUAAGUGCGCCCGACUCUGAGUGACUUUCACGAAGAGACCGCUCAAAAGUAGACUUUUUAUCCUUAAAAAAAGAUAGUGAAAGACGAAAUUCAUAUAUUUCUGUAUUUCAGCCCGUUGCAACUCGACGGAUACGCGAAAGCCGUCCAAGUUCCCAUUGGAAGUUUACAUCGGGAUAAUUUUUUGAAUCCGCCAAGUCUUCGGGCUCUGUUGCCGGUAACUUAUUUAAGAAUCAAAAAUUUUUCAAAUGAAGUUUCCAGAUUCUGAACGAAUACUCCUUAUUGACCAAUGAUGCGGCGAUCGUUUUAUUCGGUUCUGAAGGUUUUUUUUAACUUGUUGAAAAUUAGAUAUGAAACGUGUGAGGAAAAAAUUCAAGAUUCAGGUUUAUAAUUAGAACUUUUGUAAUCGGAUAAUUUUUUCUUUAUUAAUGCGUGAGAAAUUUAAGAGAACAGGGGAAAAAUGUUUAGUUUGUGAUAAUAAAUCUUUUCUCGGAAAUCAGUCUUUGUCCCCGAUUGCUUAAUUGACAGAUAAAUUAACCAUUUGCAACCUUUUUUCCGAAACUAAUGGAUUAAUUACUUUUUCCGGGAAGUUUUGAAUAUUUAAACCUUUCUAGCACAACUGAAACUUAUAAAAAAAGCUUUGUAUAACAUCCAUUUGAACUUUUUUUGGAAUCAGCGAUUUUUUUAUAGACUGCUAUGUCCAAAAAAAGCUAGAUAGAACUAAAAAAAUAUAUCAAUUUACAUAAACGUUUCUUCUUCUAGUAAGGGGACUGGCUGCUUUAUUUCUAACCUUUUCCAGAGAAUUUUAGGCUUAACACGCUGUCUCUGUAACUGUCAAAAACAACGGGUACAAUAAAAAAAAAUAUUUUUUGAUUCUCAUGAAACUUCAUCCAGUGUGAUAACCCAUCAUCAGAAAUGCGGACCCAACUUUUUGAGCCAUUUCCCCCUACUGUAGCCGGGUUACGGUAGGCAGGUGGGCACCUGCGUAUCUUAGUAUUGAGGGGUUUUUACUAGGCAAGUGAUAUAUCAAUCGAUAGGUAAUCCAAUUUUAGGAACUUUUACAGUACACACCAACUGGGGUUACUGUAAGCAUUUUCGAGUUACGGUAAUUUUUGUGUUUGGAAAGUCGGUUUUUCGGUCACCCUGGUCGUCGGCAUAGAAUCGCAUCGUGAUUGCUUCCAUGGAAUAUGCCCUCCAGUAUGCUUUACACGAUGCCACAAAAAAAAGUUAGAAUUUCUAAACCUAACAUCUCGAGAUUUCACUCCGAACGCGCGCAACUUGGCUCUUGGCGGCCAGGGUUGGUCGGGGUUGACGAUUUUUCACAUUUUUCUUUUGUUAGAUAUUGGUGUAAAACUUUUUUUGAUUGUAACUACAGUGUGUUGUGUAACAUUCAAAGGAGUUUUGAGAGACUUUUAUGCUACAUAUUCAGCUGAAACUUCGUUUUGAACUCAACUUUGGCUUGAAAAAGCGCGAUUCCCUUCGGAAAGUCGAUUUUUUUUCUACUUUCCAACUGUCCCGCAGUUUCCAAAGCUAUCAAAUAUGAAACUAGCAUCUUCAAGGUAACAAUUCAUGAGACUUUUCUUGAAUUCCACCAAACCUGUCCUGCCGAAACUACGUUUUGAACUUACUAAUGGCUUGAAAAAGCAAUUUUUGCUUUGAAAAACAGAUUUUUAAAAAUUUCCAACUGUACCGCAGUUUCCAAAGCUAUCAAAUAAGUGACUGACAUCUUCAAAGUUAUCAUUCAUAAGACUUUGCUCAACUUUCACCGAACCUGUCUCGCCAAAAACUCCUUUUGAACCCUUUUUGGCUUCGUUGGUAAGUUUGAAGUUUGACUUUUGAGCCUUGUUGCUUCGUUUUUAUCCGAAAAUGGUAAGAAGUAACAUUUUUGUGAGAAAAAAAAACGAUGCAGAAAAGCGAGAAACGAAAAUUUCGCCAUCGUUGGCAGAAAAUUAAGGCACCUUUGCGCCCCACCGAUAACACUCACGAGAGGCCGAAUUUGAGAUUUUUUUUGACUAUAUUCAAUAUUUAUAGUUUCAGCUGAAUAUGUAGCAUAAAAGUCUCUCAAAACUCCUUUGAAUGUUACACAACACACUGUAGUUACAAUCAAAAAAAGUUUUACACCAAUAUCUAACAAAAGAAAAAUGUGAAAAAUCGUCAACCCCGACCAACCCUGGCCGCCAAGAGCCAAGUUGCGCGCGUUCGGAGUGAAAUCUCGAGAUGUUAGGUUUAGAAAUUCUAACUUUUUUUGUGGCAUCGUGUAGAAAAGCAUACUGGAGGGCAUAUUCCAUGGAAGCAAUCACGAUGCGAUUCUAUGCCCGACGACCAGGGUGACCGAAAAAAACCGACUUUCCAAACACAAAAAAUUACCGUAACUCGAAAAUGCUUACAGUAACCCCAGUUGGUGUGUACUGUAAAAGUUUCCUAAAAAUUUGGAUUACCUAUCGAUUGAUAUAUCACUUGCCUAGUAAAAAAACCCCUCAAUACUUAGAUACGCAGGUGCCCACCUGCCUACCGUAACCCGGCUACAGUAGGGGGAAAUGGCUCAAAAAGUUGGGUCCGCAUUUCUGAUGAUGGGUUAUCACACUGGAUGAAGUUUCAUGAGAAUCAAAAAAUAUUUUUUUUUAUUGUACCCGUUGCUUUUGAGACUUUUUGAAAAUUACAGAGACAGCGUGUUAAAUGCACUAAAUAGCGGGCGCUGAUUAGAAACAAACCAAGGAAAAUAAUAUAAGACGAAAAGAACCUUUGAGUCGCGCCCUCGUUAGAAAAAAUAUCAUAAUCAAUCGAAAAUCCCCUAAUUUCUCAGCCAAUGUUAUACUGACGGCCGCAUUUUGUCUGAUCGCCUCCCGAUCAAUCAUCAACUGCCGGCAAUUUCUGCGCGACGCCUUGCCAACGCGUUUCGAGCAGCUUCCGCCCACUUAUAAGGUCUUCAUGGAACAGUCGACGGAGGUCGUUCGACGAUUUUCUGACCAAAAUGUGGGUUUUUGAGAGGAUUUUUUAAGGAGAAAUGCGUUGAUUUUGCAUUGAAAGCAUUAAGAGAAAGGUUUCGAAGUCAUUUCGAAAACAAUAAUAAAUAUUUCCUGUCGAGAAAUUUUUUAAUUUAGAUUUGAUUCGAAUAAGAAUAUAGCCUUCUUCGGGAGAAAACUAACUUCUUAACAGUAAAGACUUUUGAGUUUUCCAGUACUUUUCUUAAGGAUUUUGAAGCUGAAAAAUCUAUCUAUUUUCCAGACACCUCAACUUGGAAUAACGAUAAAUCAGUUGAUUAUUGAGCCCGGGAAUGUUAUCAUUGAAGGUUGGUACAUAUCCUCCCGAAUAUUGAACUCGAAUAUUUUUGAGGUGAUCUUUUCCUGAUCAUUACCAGCGGGAGCAAUGAAAUGAAGAAGUUCGAGUUCAACGCGGGCGCCAGCAGGUAAUUUCCGUGUUGAUUUAUUUUUUUAUAGUUUGAAUUGGGGCUUCACUAAUCGGAAUUUGAUAUUUAGUUAGUUGUCCCUGUGUUGCGGCUGUUUUAAAAAUUCCGCCCUGAUUGAAAUUUAAAAAAAAAAAAAAAAAGAUUCGAUACUUUAACAUAAAAUUGAUGAAAAAUUUUGAAAAAUUGACCCAAAAACUUGUUCUUAUUCAGUACAGUGCUUUCGAAAUAUUUUUUUCUCAGGCCUUUCAUUUCAUUCCCGACGGAGUAAGAAGUUUAAUCGAACUUAAAUGUCAUACUCCGAGAUAAUAUGAAAAAAAUCAGAAUUAAUUUGCUUCCUGCAACGUUUCAAGUUUAAACAACAAUUCGAUUCAAUUCAAUUUAAUUCAAUUUAAACAACGUUUUGAGAAAAACAGUUUUCAGCUUUUUUUAAGGAAGAAGCUCUUGUCAAGUUGAGGGGAAUAUCAUUUUAUUGGCAUUAACUAAAAAAAUUCAAUUUUUUUGAUAGAAGAUCCUGUCAAAAAAACUGGAUAGAUGAACUAUUUUAAGACCGUCUUUUUCGAAAAAUAAAAUUGGAAAUUGUAUAGUUUUAGAAUGUUUGGUUCUUUAUCUGGUACAUCGUGGAGUAUUCUGGGGAAUUUUCGGAACCUUUCAAAGUAAAAAAAAACCCUCUGAAACUUAUAUUUUUUAGUAGAAAAUUUCAUUUCAAAUUCCAAAUUUGUAGAAUUACCUGAUGGAGUGUCGGUUUAGAGGCGGAUUAGGAGCCGCUCAGAUCAAAUUCUGAGGAGGUUGCCGGAUUUCGGUAAAUUCAAAACCUUUUCUUUUGGAUGUUAUUUCCCUUUUCUCUGUCUUUUUUUUCGGCUUUGAGGCCAUUAGAAGGGGACGUUCAUCAAAAGUUCUAAUAAACAUUUCCUUGAGAGAAAAAUAAUUAUUAGACUAAAUGAGUAAACAAAUAGUGAUAAAUGACCUAUCUGAUUGAUUCUCAGUUGAAAAGGGGAUUUAGGAGCCGCUCGGGUCAGAUUUCGGUGGAAGUCGGCGGAUGUCGGGCGAUCGACGACGUGACCAUCGCCGUCGGACACCGCGAUAAUAGCCGCCCGGUGCACGAAUGGGUCUGCCCCGCAUUUUCCGCCGCAAAACAACUCAUUUUCCGUUCCGAGUGCAGAAAUCGAUGAUGACCUGUCGGCUCAACACCCAGCUUCUGCAUCCCGAUGACGACGACGUCGCCAUCUCUCACCACGACAUGGACCUUUCCCCUCUGAUACCGAGGCCUGCCAAUGAUCUCAGGUUUGAUCUCAGCUUAUCCAAGUGAGACAUAAAAAUCAUAAUUUUGUACAAUAAGGGAGAAAAAUUGCCCUGGAGAAUGCUCUGGAUUAUAUGCGACUUUUUGAAAAGUGUUAGAAAAAGUCAUAACCUUGUAGGGGGAAAAAUAUCAGGAGCAUUGUUUUUUUUAUCAUUGUUUUGCAUUUUUAUGAAGUGCUAACUGCUAGGCUUCCAUUUGAAAAAAAAAUGGGAAAAAAAAGAAAAAAAUUUUGAAAAUUUUGUUAGCUUUCCAAAAAUCUCAAUCUUUAGGCCUCUAUCAUUCUGAUUUCUGGCCAUGGUUUUUCAAUAUUUUGAAAGUUAUGAAAAAAAUUUUGAAUGUAAUUUUUGGGUUAAACCGCGGAAUAUGUGGAAAUUUUUUAGCCAUGCGAUUCUAAACCUUUUUUCCUUUUUGUUUUCAAAAUUUCAAUCUAUUUUUGUAUUAUGUAAAGGAACUAUUUAGUGGGGUUUUUUUCAAAGUUUUUUUCUCUGAAGCUCUCAACUCAAGAUCACUCAAAAUAUAUGCAAAAUAUCAAAAAUAAACGGGAAAACUUGUCAUUAAAAUGAUAUUUUUUUUAUCAAAUUUCACUACAUUCUGACCAUUCUUCAUGCCACGACCUAGUAGAAAUUUUGCGCUGAUUUAAUGCUGUCCGAUAAGAAAAAUUGUAUAUAACAUUGCUAGAUACAUUACUAAGCUUUCUUUUGUUUUUAUAAUUUGAAGGCCACUACGUAGAAAUUUUGCGUCUACUUGUGGCUUUCAAAAGAAAUUUAUAUAAAAGCUCGUUAGAUCAAUUUUCAAGCUUUCUCAUAUUCUGACCGUUGUGUAACUAGUGAAAAUUCCGCGUUUACUCGAAUGGAAUUCGAUUCUCGCGGCACAGCUGACCUCGGCGUGUGCACUUUUACUAUAAACGGAGAGACGUCACACGGGGUUAUUGUCGAUUUUUGGGGAGGAUCCGGUUUCGCUUUUGGUCGUUCAUUUGGUUGAGUGGCUUUUCCUUCUCAGUGAAUCGGAGAAUGUCUAUUUUUGUGUAAUAAGUUCACUUCCCAGUAGUUUCGCUGCUUGUCUCAUUCUCAUUGUCUUUUGUUAAGGUUUAAAGUUUGAAAAGCAUUCUCGUAUAUUUUAUUCUGUCUCUUCAGCUCGUGGGGCAACUAGGAGACUUGAGCAGAUAUUAUUAUAGUUUUUUUUUUAUAUUUUUGUCAAUUAUUAAUAGAAAAAAAAAACUUUUUUUUCGCAAUUUUUCCGAAAUUUUCUCGCAUUAUGACACAAUUUUAAUGAAAAAUCGAGUUUUUAAAAUUUUUUUAAUAUUUCUAUUUCGAGUUUUUUCAACUUGAUAUUUCAAAUUAAAUACUUUGAAGUACUUUCUUUCAGAAUGAUCCUGAAAUUUACGACGAGAAAAGAGCCGACGAACUCCUUGAACUUCAAAUUUGAACGCUACCGACUUUUCUGUGUUCGAAACGAGAAGGAGCUCGGUUUUUUUUUUUAAAUCUCACGAAAUUCAAUUUUUUUUUUUGAUGUUUCAGAAGGUUAUCGAAAGUCUUAUGGGAAUCCCGAAGAGCUGGUCAACGAUAGAACGAGGAUUUUACCGCAGAAAAGAGAGGAAAAUCAGAAAAUUCAGCCGAAUUCCACGGAUUCCAACAGUUUCUUCGAUACACUUGAGUACGAUGGCGAAGAACGCAGCGAGAACUUGUUGGUAAGAUAAUUUCGGAGUGAAGCGGAUGAAAUUGGAAGAAAAAUCAACCAGAUGUAGAAAUUAGUCGAGUUUCGGAACUUGCAAAUGGAAAAUAUUCAGUUUUGAUAAUUUUUCUUGGGUUUCCAUGAUUUUUACAGGGGUUUUUUGUAGUUUCUGUUGAAAUUUAUUAGGCCUGAAACUCACAGAGAACUUUUUUUGAAAAACAGAUCGUCUUCCUAAAAAAAUUACAAUCUUUGAAAUUCAAGGCGCAUAAUUCUUGAAAAAAAGCAAUUUUAUUUUUUUCUUAUUAGUAAGAAGUUCUAGGGGCUGGAUUUAAAAAAAUAACCGAGUCUCCCUGUUUUAGAAAGUGUCAAAGAUGAUAUCCCUCAAAUUUUUUUCAAAAAAAUCAUUUUUUUCAAUAUUCCAGGACGAAGGAACCCACAAGACGGCCGAUCUUCUGGGCUCUUUCUCUUUGAACGAAGAGAGCCCGCAAAAACACGCGAGAGCUUCCCCUUCGAGCACGGAUAUCCGUGAUUUCGAACGGAUCGGAGGGACUCCUUUUGUCGUAGAGACGCCGAUUCUGACUUCUUCAACGCCCAGCUACAGCGAAGCUGUCUCUGGCCCCGCCAUCGACGAUCUUCUAGGAUUGGGUAAUUUUUUCGAGUCGCAUAGGAAAAAAAUAGUUAAUUUUGUUUAGAACGAAAUUUUGAAGUUAUUUUUUAGAAAUUUCCUUUUCUCUGCUUUUCUCAUAAGCCUCUGUACUGAAAAUAAAUAAUUCUUGAGAAUCAAGUCUAUACCUGAAAAAAAAAACUUUUUUCGUGACACUGAGCGUUAUUCUGCUCUUCAUCAGUCUUUGUAACAAGAAUUAAGCUUCAAAAAAACAUUUUGAGACCUCAUUUUUAAUUUUUAUGAGCGGUAGUUGUUUUUAAAAAAAUUUUUUUACCAGCAUUUGUAUAAUCAUCUCCGUUUUAUAGGCUCUGAAAGUUCGUCAAACAUGACGGCCCCAACCGCCGUCGGCUCGAGCCAAAGCAGCUCCACGAACUUGGCCGAUUUCGACUUCGGGCCGCCCCUGAAACCGGUGUCUUCAUCUUCGAACGUCUCUAACGGGACUUCCGCCACGACUUCUUGGGAAAACGACCUCCUUGGCAGCUUCUCACCACAAAAACCGACGGCCACACCUCCGAAUUCGACUUUUAGCAGUGCUACUAGUGCGUUGCAUGCCGAUAAAAGAAAAUUAAAUAACUUAGAAAAGGCCAAAAACAUGAAAAAGUCAGUCUCUAUCGAGUUAGAAUUUUUUUCAAUCGUAGUGGAUAGUUGUGUAAUGAAAAUAACUGUGAAACAGUGGAAGGACCAAAAAAAGUAUCGAUUCUUGAAGAUUCGAAGCCGGUGUCUCAAGUGAACUCCCAGUCGGACUUUGAGGCGUUUCUGUCGAAAUAUCCGGAGCCGGCGAGAACUUCGCCCAAUUUGCAGCAACAACAGCAACAGGCCCAGGCCAGAAGUACUCCCCCGCUUCAGAAGCAGACUUUUAACAAAGGUGGGGCUACAAAUCCGUGUAGAAUCUUGAUAUAAACUAUGCGAAAUGCGAAAAAAGCUUGAAGAAUUUCAUCUUGAAAAGGAGAGGAAUCGUUUUUUUUUAUAAUAAGUUCAUAAGGUUUUUUUUUACUUAGUCCUUUAGUUCUUGUCAAGAUUUCUUGAACUGAAAAAUGGGAUUAUUUUAUAAAUUGAUAAAAACUGCAGCGUUUCUUAUUUUUAUUUUUAUUUUAGUGACGUUGUCUUUUCAAUUUUUAUUUUAAAGGGAACUCGAUUUUUUUUUCAAAAAAGAACAGCUAAUUUUUCGUACUUUGGGCAGUUUUUGAAGUAAAUUCUUUCAUUCUAAUCUUUCGUCUUUUGGGGUUUUUUUGAACGAUGUUUACCUUUUUGUUACCUGUUAAAAUUCCUAGUUUCAAUUGCUUCUCUUGCAGAGAACUGAGUGAUAAUUUUAAAAACAAGACAUUUUUCAGUUCCCACCUACAAACCAGCCUUUGGCGAUGCGGCGCCUAAUGUCAAAGUCUCAUCGGAUGCGUUCAGCGAUUUGCUCAAUCAAGGGGUUUUUCGUGACAAAUUGAAGUGAAUUUAAUUCUCUUUUCCAGGGAUUCAAGCCAACAACAUGGGAUAACCAGAAAAAGUCGAUCGGAGCCCUUUUGAACGCUCAACAAUCAAAGAAUCUCACGCCGGAGGAGAUCAAGGUGAAGCGUAGCUCAAGUGGUCACUCAAGAGUGUUCAGCCAUUUUACAUGAUCUUCUUGUUAUAGCUCAUUCCGCGACAGCUUUUCGGGAUUUCUGUUUUCCACCGAGCUAAAGAACCCUUCCGGGAAGCUUUCUUUUGAUUUUCGUGACCUGCCUGUGUGUCUGCGCUUUUGAUAUAACGGAAAAUUAGGCCAAAUGAGAAGUAAAUGGGAAGAAAGGACAAGCCGGUGUGGAACUGGCUGUUCGAUCACUCAAGAGUGUUCAGAAACUUUUCAGGCAUUUAUUGUUACAAGUGGUCACUCAAGAGUAUUCACAAACCCUGUAAGCAUUCGUUUGUUCAAAUCUAUGAAAGUCUGGAGAAAAGGCCGAGAGAGUACUUAAGGCAACCGAAUAAAAAUUUUCCAUUUAAAUCCAGAAGCCUGUUUGAAAUCAUCCUUCCUGGUUGUUCUAAGAAAUUCGAUUCCGAUUUCAUGAUGCAGCAUAUUGAGUUGUGAAUUUCAAGAUCCGCGACUGGACCCAGGGCAAAGAAAGAAACGUCCGCGCUCUACUGGGAUCAUUACAAGAAGUUUUGUGGGAAGGCGCCGGUAAAUGGAAUCAGCCUUCAAUGGCAGACCUUCUGACGCCUGAUCAGGUAUAAAUAGUUUUUCUCUUGAUAAAAAAACAACCGUCGAUCAUUUUUAACCCAGAACUUUGUAAUUUUUUCUUCUCCUAAUCAUGAAGUUCCCUCUCAAUGCUCUCUGAGAAUCAUAGAAACUUUUUUUCAAACUUUGCUCUGUUAAGAUUUUUAGUUCUUAUCUUUUCAUCGCCUAGAAAGCUGCGAAUCAAAAAGAAAGUGAGGUUUUUCAAAGGCCAAAACUCUUGAAUUUUGGCAGAAAAGCUUCAGAAAAAAUGGAGGACAUGGUCAUUAAACUUACUUACUUUGAUACUUUGAUGGUCCAUCUUCGCUGAUGUUCUCAGCGUGGACCACACGUUCUCCAGGCGGCUCGGUCUUGCGCGACGGUCAUCCAGUGGCGGCCUGGCUGACUGAUGUUCUUGCGGAAGUAGUCCGUCCAUCUGGUCGGUGGGCGCCCGAGUGGGCGCUUGAUGUUUCUCGGAAUCCAGUGUGUUAAUCUCGUGGACCAGCGGUCGUCUUGUCUGCGGAUGA